This is a messenger RNA of Fukomys damarensis (Damara mole-rat), 4060 nucleotides long. It is a transcript of the gene Rnf144b, whose product is annotated as ring finger protein 144B. The transcript is spliced from 10 exons. Bases 412 to 1323 code for a protein of 303 amino acids. Gene Ontology annotation, molecular function: zinc ion binding; ubiquitin conjugating enzyme binding; ubiquitin protein ligase activity. Gene Ontology annotation, biological process: positive regulation of proteasomal ubiquitin-dependent protein catabolic process; ubiquitin-dependent protein catabolic process; protein polyubiquitination. Gene Ontology annotation, cellular component: cytoplasm; ubiquitin ligase complex; mitochondrial membrane. Lineage: Eukaryota; Metazoa; Chordata; Mammalia; Rodentia; Bathyergidae. The record is from RefSeq and is a predicted model, not a curated record.
GUUUAGAAAUCCCCUGAAUCGUAGUCGGCCGCAUUCACGGAGGCGGGGGGGAUUUAAUAAUUGAGCGGUUUCACUUAUGCCCCAGAGCUGUCUGCGGGAGGACUCCCGGGUCUGCGCAUCUCAGAGGACCUGCGCUCGUGAGGUGCUGUGAGGAGGAAGACCCGUCGCUGGCAAGAAGCUAGAGCAAGACCACAUGCCUGCCCUUGAAGUUUAUAUUCUAGAUGACACAAUGAACAAACAGUGUUUUUAGGUUCAGAGAAGAAGAACAGCCAGCAAAAGAGAAGAGAAGGAACCGUUGUGGCCAGUGAAGUUAGGGGAAGAAUCAGAUGAACUCUAUGUCCCAGAAGCCAAGUGACUAAGGAGUGUUCCAGGGAAAGAGGAUCGGGACUGAGGAAGGCUGAAGACAGGCUGAUGGGCUCCGUUGGUGGGCUCCAUUGUCCCACCAUGACUGCCGAAAGCCCAACGCCCGGAGACCUGGCUCCUGCCCCCCUUGUCACUUGCAAACUCUGCUUGUGUGAACAGUCUCUGGACAAGAUGACCACACUCCAGGAAUGCCAGUGCAUCUUUUGCACAGCUUGCCUGAAACAGUAUAUGCAGCUGGCAAUCCGAGAAGGAUGUGGGUCACCCAUCACCUGCCCUGACAUGGUGUGCCUAAACCACGGGACCUUGCAGGAAGCCGAGAUUGCCUGUUUGGUACCUGUGGAUCAGUUUCAGCUUUAUCAGCGGUUAAAAUUUGAGCGAGAAGUUCACCUGGACCCCCACCGAACAUGGUGCCCUGUUGCAGACUGUCAGACAGUGUGUCCUGUUGCUUCGAGUGACCCAGGCCAGCCUGUGUUGGUAGAAUGCCCUUCUUGCCAUCUGAAAUUCUGCUCAUGUUGUAAGGAUGCUUGGCAUGCAGAGGUCUCCUGUAGAGACAAUCAGCCUAUUGUCCUGCCCACAGAACAUGGGGCCCUCUUUGGGACAGGUGCAGAAGCCCCUAUUAAGCAGUGUCCAGUUUGCCGGGUUUAUAUUGAACGCAACGAAGGCUGCGCCCAGAUGAUGUGCAAGAACUGCAAACACACAUUUUGCUGGUACUGCCUGCAGAACCUGGAUAAUGACAUUUUCCUCAGACAUUAUGACAAAGGGCCAUGCAGAAAUAAACUUGGCCACUCGAGAGCAUCAGUUAUGUGGAACCGAACACAGGUGGUGGGUAUCCUUGUGGGACUGGGUAUCAUUGCCUUGGUGACUUCACCCUUGCUACUCCUGGCCUCCCCGUGUAUCAUCUGUUGUGUCUGCAAGUCCUGUCGGGGCAAGAAGAAGAAGCAUGACCCAUCCACAACGUAAAGUACUGUUUCUAUUCCCGUGCCACAGAUGUCUGGACUCUGUGAUACAGCACACGACAAAGCCCCACUUAGUGACACGCUGCCUCCUUUUCCUUGCCAAAUUCUGGAAGUGCCUCUGUGUCCAGAUCUUGAAGUUGCCUGCAAGCCUUUGUCCAUGCCGGAUUGGGAAAGGGCAAAUCCUGGGUGCAGGUGUUGCCAGGUAGUAAGAACCGGACCUGGAGUCCAGACUGUCUAGGAGCUUGUCGGGAGCUUUGGGGUUGCUUAGGAGGAGUUAGUACAUCAUCAUUUUAUCAUUCAAAGGAUCUCACUGCACUGUUAGUCUUCCAGCCAAAUUAAAGGAGCCUAAGUGAACAUUCAGUAUAAUAAAUGUGCUUUUAUGGUUGACAACAUACAUGCUGAGAAGAAGGUGUGUUCUGUGUUGAUUUGCUACUGUGAGAAACAUGUAGGGGGAGCCCACUGUGGGAGGGAAGGAUAAGACUGCAUAAUAAGAAAUUCUCCGAAGAGUUAUACUCUAAAGCAGGCUGCUUAUCUUAGGAGUCGAUACGUUGGUUGUGACUCUGCCAAUUACUGGGUGUGUUGUGCCCAACUUUCCCACAGUGACUUGGCAGAAACACAAUAGGUUUCUCCGUGUGUGAUCUCAGCUUCAAGCGGGAGAAACUGCUGUGCAGAGGGAGUUGUCCCUUCCCAGUAAAAGGGUUGCAGCGUGUAAAUCAACAUGGUCUAAUUUAGUGUCUGUCCUUUGGCAAAUGUUACUUUUUUUAAGGUGACCAGUUCUUCUCAUACAGCCAGUAGUUAUGGUCUACAAAAUUAUUGUAUGUGAAAUAAGGUUAGAGUAGAAGAUGUUCAAAACCAUCAUAAAUCACAGGGACCUUUCUUUAGCUCUGUGUUCAUACAACCGGCAGAUUUGGAAUUGGAUCUAAAAGUAUAGAUCAAGGGUAAACAUUAAAGUCUAUAUGCACAACUAGAAUCCCUAUGCCUUGCAGCCUACCUAGAAUUUCUAUCCAUUGGGCCUGUGUGGAUAUACUCAAUGGUAGACACAAAAUAAAUUUUUACUUAAAAGUCAUUCUUUCUUUCAGUGACUAAAAUGGUUUAUCAUCAGUCAACCUAAAUACUUUUGCACAGUAUAUAUGUGAAUUUUGGUUGCAAGCUCAUAAUUUCCCCAAGGGCAUAGACUCAGAAACUACUCUUUUAAAAUGCUACUUAGUAUGAUAUUUCACUCUCUCCGGAAAACACUAAUUAAUAAUCAAGAUAUUUCCAUAUUUCAAAGCAGCUUUCUUAAUAAAACUUAGCAUCAUUUUUCCCGCAUCUAGUAGGACAAUCUUAAUACUUUCUGUGUAUACAAGGCACUGAUAAGACAAUAAAAAGAUAUAUAACAAAUAAAAUGGAAAUAUUUUAUAUAUUUCAAAUAGUUUGGAUCAUUAUCAAUCCCAUUGUGACUUAUGUUUCCCUUUGUACUGUACGUCAGAUUUACAUAAAUGGGUUUGGAGAGGACAACACAUGUCUCUCCAAUGACAGGAUUAUAUAGUCGCCAUUAGCAUUGCAGCCAGGUGCUUCAUGAGAACUACACAAAUGUUAACAGAGACCACUCCUAGAAGCCAGGGAUACCAUGUCCGGAAAUAUUCAGGACCUAGCAUAUCUUCUGAGGUAACUGGGUAACUAGAUUAUUAAAUUGCUGCUAUCUGGACCUAUUAAAGAGUGAAGAUUUGCCUAUGUAAUGGAAUGUAUCCUAAGUGGGGAUGUAUAUAUUUAAGGAAUUUUAAUUCACACACAUAUAUUGUUAUCUGAUACAUGUAUAGUGCAUUUGUUGGUCACGUACUUUUUUAUUGAGCAUUUGUAUAGAACAUAGUUUAGAAUUGUGGGAAAACUUUUGAAUGGCAACCAUUCAAAAGCAUUUUUUAAUCAUUAGAAAUUUCUCAACAAUGACUUUGUUUUCCUUCGGCUCUCUAAAUACUUCAGGAAAAAAAACACCUCUUCCAUCACUGUAUUUCAUGUUACUAUAAACAUAAAUGUACAUAUAUUUGCAUAGCUAAUUUGCUUUGUUUUAUACAUAGCCUACUUCCUCAUCAUAAAGGGCAUUUAUGAUUGCUCAGGGGAUCACAGGAACUCAGCUGAAAUUGAAUUUUUGUACUAAGAAUGUUAGAGAUGGUAGUGCACUCUUCCAUUAGUAAACUCUGAACGUGGCUCCACAAAGGCUCUUUAAACAGGGGCAGAUUUCAGGUAACUGAAAUGCUCUGAUCUCAGAUGAAGAGCUCAUGAAUUUGGAGCAAAAGUGUAAAAAAACAAUCUAUGCUAUUUCCAUGGCGAAACUAAAAGACAUUGUCUUCUCACAGAGAAUUUGUAACAGAAUUAGCUACCUUUGGGAUGGGGCCAGGAUUAGGGAGUAAGGAAUGUUUGUCAAAGAAUUUAAGUAACUGGACUUAAUUUUCUUAAUGAUGUAAAGUGCCUAAAAAUGGUGACUUCUACCUUAAAUAAUGAAAUGUGAGUGAGUUAUCAGGACUAGCAAGAAGAGGUUGAUAGGCUGAAUCCAAACAUAGCUCUGGUGCACGAAAGGAGAUGAUGCAAGCCACACUAGACUUCUUCACAAAGGAGAAAGCUGACAACGUUAAUGUUGGAGGCUGAUAUUUCCAUUUUUGGAUGAUUGGCCAGUGACAGAGUUUAGCCUUGUUUUCUUCCUUUCUUAGCUUUAUCCUUUCCUAGAGAUCUUCUUUCUGUUCCAGAACAAGCACGAGUCUACACAA